CAAAGUGGCUCUAUUUCAUUAUAUUCCAUCCAUAUCCCAAUUCCAUUCAUUUCAUAUCCCUUUCGUGUCAUUGACAUAAGAGAUGUCGUUUCUAGUAUAUCCGUUUCUAUUUCUAUAUAUGGAAAGUGAAAAAAUCAUCAUAUAAUAAUCCAGCUCGAGAAGUUUUUUUUUAAGUAGAUCGGGAGUUCAAGCAGAUGUUAAAUUAGGGUGAGGUUUACUAUUCUAGUCUACAGGCAACUUAGCUAAACGAAAUCCUGAGUAUCGACUGUCGUGUGAGUCUCGACCAAUGUGUAGCUGCCGUUAAAAGAAAGGCUAUAAGUAACGACAUUCUCAGUUAAGAUAACAGGAUUCAAGCUUGAAAAAGUGUACGUGCUUGUUAUUUAUUGUUAUAAGUAGAUGUAGAUGUGAAGGUGCCUAAGGAACCGCCCUAACCCCCUCCCCUGAAAUACGUUGUUAGAGGCGUUGGCUAUUCGUAGAUCAGUUAUACAGGCGAUUUAGCUACUGAUCUACGACCACCUUUAGUAGCGGGUAUUAGAUAAGCAGAUCCUCAUGAACUCACUUUAUGGUAGAUUUGGUAUUUCUCCUUGCAGUACUAUAACAGAGGUAUGCAAUAGGGAACGAUAUGACUAUUUGACACAGAGGGACAAUUUGAUCUUUGGGGACAAGCUGAGCGAGCAUUACUAUAUCGUAAGUUACGUGAGCAAUACAGGAAAUGUUAACGACUCUGACUGGAAUCCUCCUAAGAUAUCGGCUGUUCAAUUGUCCGCUGCUAUUACAGCUUGUGCUCGUAUUCAUAUGUACCAAUACAUUUCCAGAUCUGACUGUUACUACACUGAUACUGACUCCGCUGUUCUAGGAAGUAUCUUCUUAGCACCCAAGAGUUAUACUUUAGUCACUGACGAUGCUGGUGAUAUAAUUAAGCACAAAGGUCCUGCUAAAGGCUUGGUCAAUUAUGAAUGGUUUGAGUCACAAUACGCUGAUCUUUCUCGAACUAAGCAGGUCACCGUGGAAUCUAACUUCAGAAUGGAUUGGCAUACCCUUAACAUCGCCAAGAAGGAUUUCCAAGUAAGCCUUGGAAUCAAUGCUGCUACCAAAAGGGACCCUGUGUAUGAUGAGAACAAUGUUUGGGUAGACACUAAACCUAAGGAUGUAAUAGACUUCGGUGGUCAAGAAAGCUCUAUUCUCAAAUUAGAAUUGAAGAUUCUUCAUGAGAAAUAUGCUGAGCUUGAAGAGCUCUCUCUUAUGAAACAAAAAGAAGAUGCUCAGCGUAUUGCUAGUCUGGAGUCAGAAAUAGCUAAACUGCGUUCAGAGAUGAAAUCGAAGUUUCCUGAGAGGUUUCCUGAGGAAGCACACCCUGUUACUGAAUCCCCAACGGGAUUAGAAGUGCCCCCACCUGCUUACUACAUACAUCCUCCCAAGUCUAAGAAUCCAAAGGCUAAGAAGAAGAAGAAGCCCGGCUAAUGACACUAGCUAACCAACUGAGAUAGGAGCCCUAUAGAAUUCGUUUCGUCAAGAGCUUCUAUCUGAAUGGUAAUAGCUUCCCCAACUCCACUUUCCACUUUCGAUCUUUCUUUUUGUCUACGAAGUAAGAUUCGCUGAAGGUAUCAGUCGUGUUAUGGGAGUAAGCGUCACUGUGGUUUUUCC
Molecule: messenger RNA, 1644 nt
Organism: Rubroshorea leprosula
Lineage: Eukaryota; Viridiplantae; Streptophyta; Magnoliopsida; Malvales; Dipterocarpaceae
Source: the annotation of a GenBank genome assembly